Ananas comosus (pineapple) is the source of this 1400-nucleotide messenger RNA. RefSeq names its product glutathione transferase GST 23-like. Lineage: Eukaryota; Viridiplantae; Streptophyta; Magnoliopsida; Poales; Bromeliaceae. The transcript is spliced from 2 exons. Gene Ontology annotation, biological process: glutathione metabolic process. Bases 249 to 1082 code for a protein of 277 amino acids. Gene Ontology annotation, cellular component: cytoplasm. Gene Ontology annotation, molecular function: glutathione transferase activity. The record is from RefSeq and is a predicted model, not a curated record.
GAUCAACAUAGGGUUCCUCCACCCCUCCCAAUGCACUCACCCCCAACAUUGUAGCCUCCUCCUCCCUCUCUCCCUCCCUAUAUAACCACCACCCCACACCACUCAACCCAACCCAUAAUACCAUAAUUGAGAAGAGAAGCUUAAGUAAAAAAAUUUAUUAGAAAAAAGAAAAAAAAAAAAGAAGACAAUCCAAAGAAGCUUAUAUAUCCAUCUAUAACCUCAUAAACAUACAGACACAUACAUUGGAUAUGGAUCCAUUAUCACCACCACCACCACCACCAGCAACAGCAGCAGCAGCAGCAGCAGGAGAAGGAGCAGGUUGUUGUGAUCUGAAGCUGCUGGGGUCGUGGGCGAGCUCGUACACGCACCGCGUCCAGCUGGCGCUCAAGCUGAAGGGGCUGGAGUUCGAGUACGCCGAGGAGGACCUCUCCAACAAGUCCCCCGCCCUCCUCCAAAGCAACCCCGUCUACCAGAAAGUCCCCGUCCUCCUCCACUCCCCUCGCGGCGCCGUCACCGAGUCCCUCGUCAUCCUCCACUACCUCGACGACGCCUUCCCCGCCCUCCGCCCCCUCCUCCCCUCCGACCCCUUCGACCGUGCCCUCGCCCGCUUCUGGUGCCACUUCGCAGACGAUAAGCUCGGGCCGGCAGUCGGGGCGGUGUUUGCGUCGUCGGGGGAAGCCCAGAAGGCGGCGGUGGCGCAAGUCCACGAGAACCUCAAGCUGAUCGAGAACGAGCUCCGCGAGGGGGCCUUCAAGGGGAAGAGGUUCUUCGGCGGCGACGGCAUCGGGAUCCUCGACAUCGUGCUCGGCUGCGGAUCCUACUGGCUGGCCGUCUUCGAGGAGGUGACCGAGGCGAAGCUCGUCGACCCCGACGCCUUCCCCCUCUUCUACGCCUGGCUCAAGGAUUUCGAGGCUCAGGAAGAGGUCAAGGAUACGAUCCCCGCGAUUGACCGGUUGCUCGAGUACGCGCGCGGGCUCCGACAAAUGAUUCUGAGUCACACUACGACUGCCACCGCUGCUGCUGCUGCUGCUACCACCGCCGCUGCCACCAGUACCAACAUUGCAGUUGAUAGUAGCACUUAGUUAAGAGUAGAGUCUACAUGGUAAUUAGAUCUUAAAUGAAAUGUACGGAUAUUUAGUCCCUGUACUAUUCUGAUAUUGCGCCUUGGUCUCUGUACAAUCACUAUGUCAAAAUUUGAGGAUUAGACGUAUUUAAGUAGAACGUUCAGGGACUAAUUCGCAAUAUGGUCACAGUUUCUUGUGUUGUGCCCGUGUGUUAAUUCAGUGAUGUUUUUAAAAUGGAGUGAACAGUAGUAGUGUUAAUUAGUAGAGUUCUAUAAGUGUGAGGGAUUGCCUUGUAAUUUGGAUGGGGGAAUCUUAAUUAAUGUGCUUGUUAAUUAA